UGGGACGGGGCCGCGUCUGUGGCGAAUCUGCGGACGGGGUAGUUAUAUGGCGGAGGGAGCUGGUGUCCGUAGUUUUACCGGUCGGUCUGAUUUAUAAAUUAAACCGUGUUUAAACAGAGAAACAUGUCCGAGCAGAAAACCAACAAAGAGCAGAGAUACGACCGACAGCUGAGGCUGUGGGGAGAUCAUGGACAGGAAGCUCUGGAGAACGCACACACCUGUCUGCUGAACGCCUCAGCUACUGGAACCGAGAUCCUGAAGAACCUCAUCCUGCCAGGAAUUGGGGCGUUCACCAUCGUCGAUGGACACAAAGUGACCGGAGAGGACGUUGGGAACAAUUUCUUCCUCAGCUGUGAGAGCAUUGGGAAGAACAGGGCUCAGGCUGCUACAGAGUUCCUGCAGGAGCUGAAUAGUGAUGUUUCUGGAAACUUUGUGGAGGAGAGUCCUGAUAAACUGCUGGAUAAUGAUCCUGAAUUCUUCCACAGGUUCAGUUUGGUCAUCGGAGUCCAGCUUCCAGAGAGCACGUGUCAGCGGUUGGGGGCGGUGCUGUGGAGCGCCGGCGUGCCGUUCCUCGUGUGCAGGACGUACGGAUUGGUCGGUUAUAUGAGGCUGGUGGUGAAGGAGCACACCGUGGUGGAGUCUCAUCCGGAUAACGCUCUGGAGGACCUGAGGCUGGACCAGCCCUUCACUGAACUCCGCAACCACAUCUCCUCCUACCACCUCGAUAGCAUGGACAAGAAGGAUCACAGUCACACACCCUGGAUCAUCGUAAUCGCCAAAUAUCUGGAGAAAUGGUACAAUGAGCACAACUGUCAACUACCGAAAAACUACAAAGAAAAGGAGGUGUUCAGACAGCUGAUUAGAGACGGGAUCCGUAAGAACGAGAACGGCGCUCCUGAGGAAGAGGAGAACUUUGAUGAAGCGAUAAAGAACGUAAACACUGCCUUGAACCCCACAAAGAUCUCCAGCGCUGUGGACGAUAUCUUCAACUGUGUGCAGUGUGAGAACAUCACCUCACAGACCUCAGCGUUCUGGAUGAUGGCGCGUGGAGUGAGGGAUUUUGUGCAGAAUGAAGGGAACGGAAGCCUCCCGGUCCGAGGAACGAUUCCAGACAUGAUCGCAGACUCUGACAAAUUCAUCAACCUGCAGAAUGUCUACAGAGAGAAAGCACUGCAGGAUGCUGCUGUUGUAUCCAAACACAUACAGUCCCAUCUCCAGGCUGUGGGAAAGCCUUCAGAAAGCAUCUCUGAGCAGGACAUCAAGCUCUUCUGUAAGAGCGCAGCGUUUCUCAGGGUGGUGCGCUGCAGGAGUCUGGCUGAAGAGUACAGCACCGACACCUUCCAGAAAGACACCAUCACUUCCUGCAUGGACAGUCCAGACAGUGAAAUGGUUCUGUAUCUGAUGCUGCGCUCUGUCGACCGGUUCUACCAGCAGCACUCCCGCUACCCAGGUACCACCAGAACCCACAAACCAGACCUACGGCGAACAACUGGUGUGUAUAAUUACCAGGUGGAGGAGGACAUCAGUAAGCUGAAGCUGUGUGUGAACAGUCUGCUGCAGGAACACGGCCUCAGCGUGAACGUCAAAGACGACUAUGUCCACGAGUUCUGUCGUUACGGCGCUGCAGAACCGCACACAGUGGCGUCGUUUUUAGGAGGAGCAGCAGCUCAGGAAGCCAUUAAACUCAUCACACACCAGUUCGUCCCGUUCAACAACACGUUCAUCUACAACGCCAUGUCCCAGACCUCCGCCACCUUCCAGCUCUGAGACUCUAAACUCUCCUCUAAAUCUCAAGCGCUUUGUUUUAUACAGGAAGCUUCUGUCAAUCUGCUCAACAUAGUUGAGAAACAUCUUAACGUUUCUGCCGUACUAAUAAAUGUUGAACCUUUAAAGUU
Molecule: messenger RNA, 1895 nt
Organism: Astyanax mexicanus (Mexican tetra)
Lineage: Eukaryota; Metazoa; Chordata; Actinopteri; Characiformes; Acestrorhamphidae
Gene: nae1
Product: nedd8 activating enzyme E1 subunit 1
Exons: 20
Coding region: 124-1767 (547 amino acids)
Biological process (GO): DNA damage response; protein neddylation; ubiquitin-dependent protein catabolic process
Cellular component (GO): cytoplasm; nucleus
Molecular function (GO): ubiquitin activating enzyme activity; NEDD8 activating enzyme activity
Source: RefSeq, a predicted model, not a curated record